This is a messenger RNA of Penicillium hordei, 771 nucleotides long. Its product is annotated as sterol desaturase family protein. NCBI's taxonomy places the organism in Eukaryota, Fungi, Ascomycota, Eurotiomycetes, Eurotiales, Aspergillaceae. Gene Ontology annotation, molecular function: iron ion binding; C-4 methylsterol oxidase activity. Gene Ontology annotation, biological process: ergosterol biosynthetic process. The transcript has a single exon. The record is from RefSeq and is a predicted model, not a curated record. Bases 1 to 771 code for a protein of 256 amino acids.
AUGGAUAUCCCCACGCGUUGGACAUCAAUCGUGCAAAGACACCCGACCCCUCUGAUCGAAAUCGCCGGCAUGCUAGGAACCCAAUUGGUAACCUUCUGGCUCCCAGCAGGGCUAUUUACAGUUUGCGACCUCCUCGCCUGGCCCUCCCUCCAACGAUACAAGAUCCAGCCGGCGAACAAGCAGCCCAGCCGGGUGAGCAUUAUCCGCGAUGCAUUUUUCGGGUCCCUCCUGAACCAACUACUGAGCACAACGCUCCACGCCCUCCAGCUGCUUUUGGUCCAUGUCGUCCUACACCGACCAGAUCUCGGAUACCGCGUCGCACCAACCCUGCCGUCCCAGCCCGAGUUCAUUACUGAAUUCGCCCUGUGCAUGCUGGCACGGGAGAUCAUCUACUACUACUGCCACCGGCUCCUGCACCAUCCGCUCUUUUACGCGCGCUUUCACCGACAGCACCACCGGUUCCGCGCCCCCGUGGCUCUGGCAACUCUAUACGCCCAUCCUGUUGAGCACAUCCUCACAAACAUGCUGCCGAUUGCGUGGCCCGCGCGGCUCCUGGAUGUCCAUAUCGUCACCCUGUGGGCGUUUGUGGGCGCCGUCGGUCUCAAGGCUGCCCUGGCGCACAGUGGCUACCGGCUGUGGGAGACCCCCGACGGGUGGAAGCCUGAGGUCCAUGAUCUGCACCAUGAGUUGAUGACGGUCAAUUACGGCUUGAUCGGGCUUCUUGAUCGGGUACAUGGGACUAGGGCUACUGAGAAGCCGAAGCGGGGCUGA